AUGCAAAAUUUGAGAUACCGAUCAGAUAAUUUACAGUCCGAAAAAAAUAACAUGACCAUAAUUUUUCAGUUGUUCUUUUUUCUAGAAAAUAUCACGUUGGCAGUUGUGGUCCCUAGUUUUUCUCUUACCCGCUGA
This is a messenger RNA of Caenorhabditis briggsae, 135 nucleotides long. The record is from RefSeq and is a predicted model, not a curated record. Bases 1 to 135 code for a protein of 44 amino acids. The transcript has 3 exons. Lineage: Eukaryota; Metazoa; Nematoda; Chromadorea; Rhabditida; Rhabditidae.